Messenger RNA from Micromonas commoda, 1132 nucleotides. RefSeq lists its product with no specific name. Lineage: Eukaryota; Viridiplantae; Chlorophyta; Mamiellophyceae; Mamiellales; Mamiellaceae. The record is from RefSeq and is a predicted model, not a curated record. The transcript has a single exon. Gene Ontology annotation, molecular function: protein binding. The coding region runs from base 6 to 1058 and encodes 350 amino acids.
GCGACAUGUGGAUCCGUCCGGCGAUUCUCGGCGCGCAACCCAGCGGUAGGGGCGGGUGCGCCUCCGCGACGGUCGGGGACAUGUGCCUGUUCAUCGGAGGCACCGAUCGAUCGCCGCGGGCGUUCGACGAGGUCUGGAUCCUAAAAAUGGCUCCCGAAUCCACCGACGGCGUGUCCUCCUCCGACUGGCGAUGGAUCAGGAAGAGCACCACUGUGCGGGGCGGGGGAACGCUUCCCGCGCGGACGGGUGCGACCGCCACCGCGGUUGGGCGCAAGGUGUACGUCUUCGGGGGACAGGAACCUUCGCGGGGCACGUGCUUCAACGACGUCGUGGUGCUGGACUGCGACUCGUGGGAGUGGUCGAGGCUCGAGAUCUCGGGCCCGAGCCCGCCCCCGCGGAACUCGCACGUCGCGUGCGUGGUCAACGGCGGCAGGUUGCUGGUGGUGUACGGCGGCUCGUCGCCGGAGGUUGGCCCCAUGUCGGACGUCUACCUGCUGGACCUGGAGGAGGGCGCGGAGCGGUGGAUCCGGCCGAAGGUGACCGGCCAGGCACCCGAGCCGAGGGAGAUGCACGCGGCGUGCGUGCUGCCAAACACGCCGGGCGACGGGGACUGGAACGGAGACAGGGAGAUCAUCGUCGUCGGCGGCAGAGGCGGCGCGUCCGUGCUGAGCGAUGCGGUGGUUCUGGACGCCCAGAGGCUCGAGUGGGUGAGGCGCGGGGAUGUCGGCGUCGCGGUUUGCGCGCACACGGCGGUUCCGUGGCGGUUGGGUCGAUCGGGCGCCGCGCUCCUGUUUGGCGGUUUCGGGGGCGCCGCGCUCAGGGGUAACGACACGGUCACCGUGGACGGAACCACGCUCAAGACGAUCGUUAAGGGGGUAUCCAGCGAGGACGUGGCGUUCGCGCCGGAGCCGAGGUUCGCGCAUUCGUCGUGUCUCGUGCCGGGGGGCGGGAUGCUCGUGUUCGCCGGGGUGACGCCCGAGGCGGAUCUCGGCGACGUCGCCGUGUGGGUUCCCGACGAGCGGGCUUCCGGGGUGGUGCCGGCUUGCGAUUUGGAUUGAUUUGGAUUGAUCGAUGCUCCGUUCGUUGACUAGCUAGCUAGACUUUGUUGUCAUUGAUACUACGAAUGCUUCCU